AUGAAGGGUCUCGUGGUGUUCAUUGUGAUUCUGAAGUGGGCUACAGGUACUCCGAAAUGGGCUAUAGGGCCCCAGCUGAACCAGUCUCAUUGGAUCUCUGACACUAUCGUGGAAGUCUGUAAACGGCACAACACCAUGAGAGUCUCUCUUCAAACUUGUUGGACCCAAGGUGUUACAAUGCGGGUUGCCCAAACUUUGCAGAAGAACGUUCUCAUGCAGUGCUGGGAGAUCGAUGUGCCGCGCCUACCAGAAACCGCCAAUGAGGUGCUCGUAGUCGAUCUGGACUGUGCUGAUUCUGCAAGCUUAUUAACUCAAGCUUCCCACUCGAGAAAGUUCACGUUGCGAAACCAAUGGCUUCUCUUCAGUUUCGCUUUGAGCAAUGUGAGCAAUGAAACUUCGACAGAUUCUAAUUUAUUAGAUGCCUAUCCGUGGCUCAAUAAUCUCAACAUCUUCCCAGACAGUCAGGUAUUUCUGGCAACCGAGACGAAUUCAGAACUAGUGUCCCUUUACCGAGUGGGAAGAGACAAUCCAAUUAUACUUGUUCCAAAGGACGAAGACAGAAGCGAUCUUCAGCGCACGAAGCUCAUUGCAUCUACUGUCCUCUUCCAUCCGGAGCUGUUCAGAGGUUUCCACAGUGACUUCAUGCCAGAUGUUGAUACUUGGCCUAAACUGCACUAUCCUGUCGUGUUGUGCCUGGCAGAACAACUAAAUUUCAGCUUGGAGCUUUGGGUUGUCGAUGACUACGGAUGGGAAGUGAACGGUUCAUUUACUGGACUCAUGGGCCAGUUGCAGAGGAGGGAGAUAGAUUUUGCGGCCACCGGCUUCUUCAUGCGCUCUGACAGAACUCGCGUAGUCGAAUUCACCGCAGAGACGUACCAUAUUAGGACUACGCUGUUGUUUCGACAACCGUCGCUUUCCAGUGUGAGCAACAUCUUCAUCCUUCCAUUCGGAACAGAUGUUUGGAUCUGUUGUCUGGCAUAUUGUAUCAUUGUCAUUAUUAUCUUCUCCUGUGAGUUGGUAAUAGCGAGAUGCUUUGGAAUAUCCUGCGUAGUUCUACAAAAUACCACCUACAUGGAUGUAGUAUCUCUCGUUCUGGGAACUGUAUGUCAACAAGGAUCACAUAUAGUCCCAGAGAAGUUAUCUGGCCGGAUCAGCCUAUUCUGCAUGUCACUCACGGCUCUGUUCUUCUACACUUCCUACUCAGCCAACAUCGUGGCUCUGCUACAGUCUCCGAGUUCCGCCAUCGUCACUAUCUUCGAUGUGUUGAAGAGUCCACUUUCCGUCGGCAUCCAGGACCUGCAGUACAACAGGAUCUACUUCAAGGAAAGUAUUGACGAAGCGACGAGGUUGCUGUAUGAGAAGAAAGUCCGGCCAUAUGGACAACAGGCUUACUAUAAACCUGAAGAAGGGAUCCAGAAAGUCAGAAAUUCCUUGUUUGCCUUUAAUGUCGAGACAAACCUGGGAUACAAGAUGAUCAGUGAGACGUUUCUGGAGACGGAGAAAUGUGCUCUCAGCGAAAUCCAGCUGUUCCCCAUGCCUAUGUUAUCUUUGCCUUUAAUCAAGAGAUCUGGUUACCGCGACCUCUUCACUAAGAAGGUAAGGUGGCAACGAGAGACCGGCAUUCUGAACCGAAACGGGAACUUGUGGCUGCCCCAAAAGCCCCGGUGUGAGGACGUGAGGGGAGGCACUGGCUUCGUCAGUGUGGGUCUUAAGGAGUUCCUGCCUGCCCUUAAGAUCCUCUUUUACGGCAUGUCCUUGUCAGUCGCUCUCUUUUUGUUGGAAAUUCUGUUUUAUCACAGGUACAGAGUUUCGGCACAGAAUGUUCAAGUAUCGCUUAUGGUGUUAUCCUCUCUAGCCCUCUGUAGCUGAACUAAACUGACUUUGAUUUCCGAUUAUUCGAGGCUCACUUAUUUUUUAGAUAUAAUUUGUCAUCAGCAAAUGAAAAUGAUUGAAAAAUUGUAUAAAGACACUAGCUCACAUACUCGGCUUCGCCCGCAAUUCCUAUGA
Messenger RNA from Homalodisca vitripennis (glassy-winged sharpshooter), 2007 nucleotides. RefSeq names its product glutamate receptor ionotropic, kainate 4-like. The record is from RefSeq and is a predicted model, not a curated record. Gene Ontology annotation, molecular function: glutamate-gated receptor activity. The transcript has 13 exons. Lineage: Eukaryota; Metazoa; Arthropoda; Insecta; Hemiptera; Cicadellidae. Gene Ontology annotation, cellular component: membrane.